This is a messenger RNA of Trichoderma aggressivum f. europaeum, 3231 nucleotides long. RefSeq lists its product as uncharacterized. The record is from RefSeq and is a predicted model, not a curated record. Gene Ontology annotation, cellular component: mitochondrion; cytosol. Gene Ontology annotation, biological process: cell redox homeostasis. The coding region runs from base 1 to 3231 and encodes 1076 amino acids. The transcript has a single exon. Gene Ontology annotation, molecular function: protein binding. Lineage: Eukaryota; Fungi; Ascomycota; Sordariomycetes; Hypocreales; Hypocreaceae.
AUGGCCGAAUUUGCACCACUGACCGGUUUUCAGAGCCCAUCACCGAAUAGCUUCUACACUUACUCCGACUCCGGGGCCAAUGACCCCCGUGCGCAUAGCAGCAACACCGACAGUACCUAUCGAACAGCCUCCACCAGACUUCCUCGAAAGCCGUCUCUCCAAACGGUCCAGGGCCACGCGACCUCAGCUUCCGGCGGCGGAUCCUCGUCUCACAAUUCCAAAUCAAGAGCGGCGUCCGUGUCCAGGCUUCAGCAGCAGCAUGGGCGACAGCUGAGCCUUCAACACAGCCUUGAGAAACCAUUGCCAGAGCCGCCGGCCUCGACAAGUCCCACUACGCCUCCGACGGCGGCCCACACUUCCUUCGACAGCAUUUCGCAGAGCAUCGGUGCCGUAGACCCGCGCUUCGUCGAGUCCCGGUUGGACAGCAGAACAAGCCCCAUGGACUCGGCGGGCUCGGCUGGCGCCAGCCAGAUGUACGGUGCAUCUGGCCAGGACAAUUUCUACACCCAAGAGAUGACGAGCAACAUGGGCGGCGGCCUGACCGCCGCCAGAUAUGCCAGUGCUGAUGAAUAUAGAGAAGCUCAUAGAGAUGCGCAUAGGGAGCCGCAUAGGGAGGGAUUGACUCCGAGGAGCAACGGCUCUGUAUCAGCGGGCAUGUCGCCCGCGAUUGUGCAGCAGCCCCAGAUGCAGACUCCCUCUGCUACCCCAGUCGGCGGUCCCUCUCAGGGAGCUGGGUCGUCGGCACACCUGUCGGGCUUGAUGUGCAACGUACACCGGACGACGGGCCAGGAGCCUCCACCGCUGGUUGGAGCUACCACGACGAUUCUUGGUGACAAUUUGUACGUGUUUGGCGGCCGCAUUCUCUCGCGGAGCCGUCCCGCGCCCUUGACCUCUGACCUGUACGAGUUGGAUCUCAUACGCCGCCACUGGACGCGACUCGAGGUGACUGGCGAUAUUCCACCGCCGCGAUACUUCCAUUCCAUGUGUGCUCUCGGGGGCACCAAGAUGGUUUGCUAUGGUGGCAUGUCCCCGGCGCCUAAUCAGUCCGUGGGCGCAGAUCAGCAGCAGCCCGAAGUUACCGUCAUGUCCGACAUUCACAUUUACGACGUCCCGACAAAGAAAUGGUCCUACGUCCCGGCACAAGACGCCCCCCAGGGCCGUUAUGCCCACUGUGCAACCAUCCUCUCGUCCUCUGCCACGUUUUCGUCCAAAGCUGCCCCUCUCUCUGCUCUCCAGCACAACCCAUCCAACGGCAACCCCAACGAAGGCCGAAUUGGUAUCAACAUUGACGGCUCAGGAGGCGCCCAGUUGGUUAUUGUCGGAGGACAGGAUGGUGCAAAUCACUACAUCGAACAGAUCAGUGUCUUCAAUCUGAGAAGUCUCAAGUGGACGACAAACCAACCUCUGGGAAAGAGUUGCGGUGCCUACAGGAGCGUCGCCGCAUCGGUACCUCCCGCUGUAAGUGCGAGAAUCGGAAUGAACGCCCAGAACGGCCAGCAACGCACCGAUAGCACCGCUGGCCAGGAGCCCGGAUCCUCGAUGCUCAUCUACUCCAACUACAACUUCUUGGAUGUGAAACUCGAGCUCCAGAUUAGGUCUCCUGACGGGACCUUGACGGAACGGCCCAUGACCGGCAGCUACUCACCACCCGGUCUUCGCUUCCCGAAUGGCGGCAUCAUUGAUACUCACUUCGUGGUCAGCGGGACGUACCUCACGUCAUCGAAGCAAGAGUAUGCGCUCUGGGCUCUGGACCUCCGAUCUCUCACCUGGAACCGGAUUGAUGCGGGGGGCAGCGUAUUCAGCCAAGGCAGCUGGAACAGGGGCGUCUUGUGGAACCGUCGGAAUACAUUUGUCAUACUGGGCAACAGGAAGAGGAGUUUGGUCGACGACUAUAAUCACCGACGCAUCAAUUUCUCCAACGUUUGCAUGGUGGAGCUGGAAGCCUUUGGCUUCUACGACAACCCGCGCAAGACGGACCCCAUGUCUGGCUUCAUCUCAGCCAGCAGUCCCUAUUCCGGGUUGGCCCUGAGCCUUGCGCGCAAAGCUGGUUCUACCGCCGGCGGCCGCUUCCACUCUCGGGCGAGCGAGGACUUGGGGGAGAAGGUACUCUCAUUCCGGGAACUUGCGGACAUGGACAUCCUGUGUAUCGGUGGUGAGCGGAUACCUGUCAACUCUCGGAUUGUUGCGCGGAGAUGGGGUCCAUACUUUGUCCAGCUUCUGCGAGAAGGCACCGCAACACAGGAUGGCAGUGACGCUGUUACCUUGCGAUCUGGCCUGUCGAGCAAUCCUCUGCGCGCGUCAGCAUUGACCAUCACGCCCAACCGGAAUUUCGACGAUACGGCAACGCUGGUUGGCAGCACGGUAGGCUCCGUGGGGGGUUCCAUCUCAGGACCGUCUGGCGGCUCUGGACCGACAAUCCAUCACGGCAUAGGAAAUUCGACCACACAAAAUGAUGAAGCGGUUGCAGCCGUUAACAACGCCCCAACCCCUCGCAGCUUGAUGCCUAACUCGAGGCCGCGGUGCCUCUAUCUUCCACACACAUACCUGACCAUUCAGGCCCUCCUGCACUUUUUGUAUACUAGCUCUUUACCCUCACCGACCUCUUCACUGUGCACACCGCAGAUCCUCUGCUCUCUCUUACAAAUCGCGCGGCCAUACAGAAUUGAUGGCCUUCUCGAAGCCGUCGUUGAGCGCCUACACGCUCUCCUCGACAGCAGGAACGCAGCGGCAGUGUUUAAUGCGACGGCCAUGGCCGCUGGUGGCGGCCGCGGCAUCGACGGAUCUCUGAAUCCCAACUUCUUCGUCGGCAGCCUGGAUCCCGUCGGGUCUCCGGUGUCGACAUCGGACUUUUCCCUCAGCGGCACUACCGCCAACGACUCCUUCUCGUCGGACCUGUCUUCGCGUACGGCAAGCCUGAGUCUCGCUCCUGGCCUCCAGCACCCGGCACGUUCGUCCAGCGGCGACAUUUCGGCGUCAACGAGCGCGAGCGGAUCUGAAUGGGGGUCGGAGAUGGGAGACAAUGAGCGCGACGGCGUUGUCUGGAACGGAGAGCUCAGUAGUGUAAUUGGCCUGCAAAAGAGAGGUCUCCGAGGACUGAUGGAGGGCCGAAGAAUGAGGGAGAGAACAGGAACCGGAACCGGAGGCGCGGCAGGCAUGGGGGCCGCUGGCAUUGCGGGCUAUGGCGGCCAAGCUGGCGGCCAGCGUGUAGGAUUGGGCAUUGCCGGAUCGUGA